Messenger RNA from Oncorhynchus gorbuscha (pink salmon), 1214 nucleotides. RefSeq lists its product as uncharacterized. The record is from RefSeq and is a predicted model, not a curated record. Bases 4 to 789 code for a protein of 261 amino acids. NCBI's taxonomy places the organism in Eukaryota, Metazoa, Chordata, Actinopteri, Salmoniformes, Salmonidae. The transcript is spliced from 6 exons. Gene Ontology annotation, cellular component: nucleus.
ACCAUGGCAACUAGAGCCGCGUACUUUUCCCCGUCGGAAGCACAAAUCCUCAUGGAGGCAUACGAGGAGGUAAAAGAUAUAAUUAAGAAGAAAGGCAACACCGCCACAGUGAUAAAGCAAAGAGAAAAAGCGUGGCAAAGUAUUGCAGACCGCCUGAAUGCAUUAAACAUGAACGGGCCAAAACGGACAUGGCAGCAGGUCAAAAUCAAAUACAAGAACAUUCUGCAGAAUGCAGUGAAAAAGAAUACCCACAGACAAGGCACGGGUGGUGGGUCACCAAAGGCUGACCUUACCCCAGCAGAGGACAUGGCCUUGGAGCUAAAUAAAGGCAGGCCCGUCUUAGAGGGGAUCCCUGGGGGGAAAGAGACGAGCAUAGGUUCCUCCCAAGAUGCCACCCGCUUCAUUCAAGUGUCUGGCAGCACUGUGUUCCUGUUAGAGCCACCAGCACAAGCACCAGACGAUGCUGAUCCAGGUGAAGGCCCCAGUGCAGCAGCAACAGCACAUGAUGGAGACGAUGAUGAUGAGGAGGAGACCAUCUCUCUGGAUUCCAGAAGGCAUGAGAGCUCACAAGCUAUCAGAAAGUUGUAUGGCAACCACCUCCGGCGCCAAAUAGAACUGGCAGACAUAGACAUUCAGUACAAGAAGAAAAAGAUGGAAAAUCUUGCACUGGAGUCCGAAAUAAAAAAGAGGACAAUUAGGAAACUGGACCUUGAAAUAAAAAACCUUGAGAGGGAGGUGAGAUAUGCCUUCAAUGUACACUGUAUGCUAACUGUAACACAAAUGUAUUAAUCAUUAUUUGUAUUUCCUCCCCCAGCUCCAAGAAGAUGACACAGCUCAAAAUAAAAAUUAGGUAUAUUCUCGUAAAGUCAAGUGAGCCAUGACAUAUGAGCUCUUAUUGUGAGCACACAGGACGGUGGCAUCUUUCUAAGUUUUUAUUUUAUUUUCCCAGCAAUCAGUACAACCAAGUCAUCGUUAUAAGGCAUCGCCCUCUUUUGCCCACCCCCCCAGCACCAGGUGUGGCCACUAGCCUAUAUGAAGGCCCAAAAUUGUGUGUUCCUUUCUGCUCUGACAAUGGCAUGCCCAUUCGUGCGAGAUGUGGUGGAUGAAGAAGCACUUGUGCUGAGGAGAGCCUUCAGGCGAGAAAGGGUCUUCGGGGACCGGUUGGACCCACUGGCCUUCCCUGACGACCAUCUAUAUGAAAGAUACAGGUUUUC